UGCUGAGAUUACAGGCAUGAGCCACCAUGUCUAGGGUUCUUGAGCCAAGGCUCUUUACACAAAAUCACUUCAGUGUUUAAGGAGAGCAGGGAGACUCUCAAGGCUGUCCCCAUCUCACAUCAUUGAGCACAGAACACUCAUCAAGGGUUUGGGUCUUAGGUAGGUUGGUGUCAGCCACUGAAACGCAGGGGACACCCGUGGGCCCUGAUUGGAAGGACAAAAUCGGGGAGAGGUAGAGGUCUUACACCUGCCAGGUCCCCCUGGGCAGGCAUUGAGCGUCGCAACGGGUUCCAGGUGGUAGAAAUGGAGCGGGACAGGGACACCAAGGCAGCUGCAGUGUGGGCGGGGCUGGGUCCUGGGCUUUAUCUUUGGGUGUUUGCGGAACUGGGGCAGGGGCUGCCAAGUCCACGGCUCCAGGGUCCUUGCCCAGAGCAGCUGCCUCUGACCAAUUGCUCAGCUGCCGGAGAAGUGACUAGAACAGAGGUUGUAGCUUAGGCACUGUUGCUCCUUCCAGUCCCUCCGUGCAGUUGAUGAUGGCCCUGUGGCCCCUGCUCCAUCUCACCUUCCUGGGGUUCAGCAUCACCUGGCCCUUGGUCCAUGGGCAGGGCUUCCAAGAGACAGCAGCCGUCUGGCCAUCCCUCUUCAACGUCAGCUUGCCCCAGAAGGCUCAGGAAAGCAUCCAGAUUCCAAACAAUGGGAGUGCACCCCUGCUCGUGGACGUGCAGGUGUUUGUCUCCAAUGUGUUUAAUGUGGACAUCCUGCGAUACACAAUGUCCUCCAUGCUGCUGCUUAAGCUGUCCUGGCUGGACACGCGCCUGGCCUGGAACACUAGUGCACACCCGUGGCAUGCUGUCACGCUACCCUGGGAUUCUCUCUGGACACCAAGGCUCACCAUCCUGGAGGCGCUCUGGGUGGACUGGAGGGACCAGAGCCCACAGGUCCGAGUAGACCAGGACGGCCACGUGAAGCUCAAUCUAGCCCUCACCACGGAGACCAACUGCAACUUUGAGCUCCUCCACUUCCCCCGGGACCACAGCAACUGCAGCCUCAGUUUCUAUGCUCUUAGCAACACAGCGAUGGAGUUAGAGUUCCAGACCCACGCGGUGAACGAGAUUGUGAGUGUCAAGAGGGAAUACGUAGUUUAUGAUCUGAAGACCCAAGUCCCACCCCAGCAGCUGGUGCCCUGCUUCCAGGUGAAGAUGAGCCUGAAGAACACAGCACUCAAGUCCAUCAUCGCUCUCUUGGUGCCUGCAGAGGCGCUGCUGCUGGCUGACGUGUGCGGGGGGCUGCUGCCCCUCCAGGCCAUUGAGCGCAUAGGCUACAAGGUGACAUUGCUGCUGGGCUACCUCGUCUUCCACUCCUCCCUGGUGCAGGCCCUGCCCAGCUCCUCCUCCUGCAACCCACUGCUCAUUUACUACUUCACCAUCCUGCUGCUGCUGCUCUUCCUCAGCACCAUGGAGACUGUGCUGCUGGCUGGGCUGCUGGCCCGGAGCAGCCUUGGGGCCAAAAGCAGCCCCAGCCCAGCCCCAAGAGGGGAACAGCAAGAGCAUGACAACCCAGGGCCUCAUCCUGAAGAGUCCCCCAGAGGAGUAAAGGGGUCACAGAGAAGCUGGCCUGAGACUGCUGACCGCAUCUUCUUCCUCGUGUAUGUGGUUGGGGUGCUAUGCAGCCAAUUCAUCUUCGCUGGAAUCUGGAUGUGGGCAGCGUGCAAGUCUGGCCCAGCCCCUGGAGAGGCUGCACCCCAUGGCAGGCGGCCUAGACCGUAACGGGGCAGGGCCUGGGCUG
Molecule: messenger RNA, 1785 nt
Organism: Cercocebus atys (sooty mangabey)
Lineage: Eukaryota; Metazoa; Chordata; Mammalia; Primates; Cercopithecidae
Gene: ZACN
Product: zinc activated ligand-gated ion channel
Exons: 9
Coding region: 531-1766 (411 amino acids)
Biological process (GO): nervous system process; regulation of membrane potential; chemical synaptic transmission
Cellular component (GO): synapse; membrane; neuron projection
Molecular function (GO): transmembrane signaling receptor activity; neurotransmitter receptor activity; extracellular ligand-gated monoatomic ion channel activity
Source: RefSeq, a predicted model, not a curated record